AUGUGCCGAGCCGCUGAAUCCCUAGCCACUGCGGCGAGAAACGUCCCGGAGCGUGAUCUUCUCCCCGCUAACGUCAUUCCACGCCACUACCAAUUGGAACUUGAGCCUGACUUUGACAAGUUUACUUUCAACGGUAAAGUUGUGAUUGAUCUCGACGUUGCUGAGGAGUCCAAUUAUAUUACCCUCCAUAGCUUGGAAAUUAGCAUUCUUGGCGCAAAAGUUACCUCUGAGGACAAAGAGUUUGGCGAAGACAUCAAAGUGACUCAAGAUGAAGCUCGUCAGACGACCACCGUUUCCUUUGCUGAGAAGCUCAGCGAGGGUAGCAAGGCGCAGCUCGAGUUGACUUUCCUCGGCCAGCUCAACAACAAGAUGGUCGGAUUUUACCGUUCCGGCUAUGCUAAGACCGAUGGCACCAAGGGUUUUAUCGCGACAACGCAAAUGGAACCCACUGGUGCCAGACAGGCAUUCCCCUGCUUUGAUGAGCCGGCACUCAAGGCAGCAUUUGACAUCACUCUCGUUGCAGAAAAGCAUCUGACCUGUCUGAGCAAUAUGCCGGUCAAAUCUGAGGCCGAAGUGUACAGUAGCAUCUCGAAUGGUACUCGAAAGGCUGUAAAAUUCGACACUUCCCCUACCAUGUCAACGUAUCUCACCGCAUUCAUCAUUGGUGAGCUUAACUAUGUCGAAUCCAACCUCUUCCGCAUUCCGGUCCGCACCUAUGUUACGAUUGACCAGAAUGUCGAGUACGGCCGCCAUGCUGCUGAUCUCGGAGCGCGCACUCUUGAGCUUUUCGAGAAGGAAUUUGGAGUCGAGUUUCCUUUGCCCAAGAUGGAUCAAAUCGCUGUCCUUGAUUUCGCAGAGGGUGCCAUGGAGAACUGGGGACUAAUCACGUAUCGGGCUGUUGAUUUGCUUGUCGAAGACAAUGCCGGCGCUGGUCGCAAACGCCGCGUUACCGACAUUGUUCUUCACGAACUUGCUCACCAGUGGUUUGGAAACUUGGUUACCAUGGAGUGGUGGGAAGGCCUUUGGCUUAAGGAAGGAUUCGCCACGUGGGCUUCGCUGUACGGUGCCAACGUAUUCUAUCCUGAGUGGAAUAUCUGGGCCGAUUUCGUCAUUAGCUCACUUCAAGAUGCCCUGCACCUGGAUUCCCUCAGGAGCAGUCACCCCAUUGAGGUUCCGGUCAAGAGCGCCAACGAGAUCAACCAGAUUUUUGACGCCAUCUCAUAUGAGAAGGGAUGCUCUGUUCUCCGCAUGAUUUCGGUACACAUUGGAGAAGAUGUGUUUCUGAAGGGUAUCAGAGACUAUUUGAAGAAAUUUGCUUACAAAAAUACCACAACCGAUGAUCUGUGGAACUGCUUGAGCGAAGCGAGCGGCAAGCCAGUGACCGAAGUCAUCGCCCCGUGGACGCGAGAAAUAGGGUAUCCUGUCUUGUCCGUCUCGGAGGACUCUGCCACCAAGAAGAUUACAGUCCAGCAGAACCGUUUUCUUCGGACUGGCGAUGUCACCGCCGAAGAUGACAAAAUUCUUUAUCCUGUCAUUCUCGGCCUCCGCACGGAAGCCGGUGUUGACCGCACUACGGUGAUGACAGGGCGGGAGACUACUCUGAGUGUUUCUGCUGGCAGCUUCUUCAAGCUCAAUGCCGAUCAUCCUUCAGUCUACAGAACAUUGUACUCGCCCGAAAUUCUAGCUCGCCUUGCCGAGGCGGCACGCGCCGGAACUCUGAGCAUCGCAGACAGAACCGGUUUAGUCGCGGACGCCGCGGCCUUGACUGCGGCUGGCUACAUGAAGACGUCUACUUUCCUCACGCUAGCGCAGAGCCUCAAGGAUGAGACCUCUUUCUUUGUGUGGAAGGAACUCCUUGUGGGCCUCGGUGCGAUGUCAACGGCGUGGAUGUUCCAGGAUGAAGCAGUCACGGAGGGCCUCAAAGCCUUUAGAAAGGAGCUUGUUACCCCCAUUGUUCGUAAGCUUGGGUACGAAAUACACGAGGCAGAUGGUCAUGUUGAUCAGCAGCUGAAGGACAUGAUAAUGAGAUCCGCUGCCAUGUGUGGCGACGAGGAGACAAUCAAGGCCGCACAGAAUGCUUUCGAGAAGAGCCUGAAAGGAGAGCUGUCUGCACUCCACCCAACCCUGAGAACAACGGUGUACGCAAUUACGUCUCGAUAUGGUGGUGAGGUUGAGAUGAACCAACUUCUAGACCGUUACCGAACAUCAAGUGUUUCCGAUGAGCGCAUCUCCGCACUCAGGGGAUGCGGCUUUUCCAACGAUCCUCAGGUCAUCAAACAGGUGCUCGCCGCCAUGGAUAACAGCGAAGCUAUUAAGGAUCAGGAUGUGUAUAUCCCGAUCGGGGGUAUCCGUAGCAGCCGCACAGGCGCGGACGCGGCAUGGAAGCACUUUCUCGCUAACUGGGAUACGUUCUAUGAGCGCUUCCCGCCCGGGCUUUCCAUGCUCAAGAACCUCGUCAAGUUCUUUUGCGAAGGCAUGGGAACGCCGGAGCAACUGUCCCAGUUUAAGGCCUUCUUCGAGGGCAAGGACAUCCGCGGUGUGGACAACUCUGUCCGCCAAGUGAUUGACUCGGUGCAGGCGAAGUUGUCUUGGGUCGAGAGGGACUCUGACGAUGUCGUGGCUUGGCUUAAGGGCAAUGGCUACAUGCAUGUUGUCGUGGUAGGCCGCGCUCUGGCAUCGCCCUCAGAGGCAACUUUUGCGCCAAGAAUGCUAGUUAUAGAUUUCAACAAAGCAGGCGGUGCUGCUCCAAGUAGCGCCGGGGCCGCCAGCAGGGGCAUCCGAACAGACACGACGGCCACAGAAAAUACGUGUCGUGAUCAGAAGAACCCCGUAAAGGUCGGCGGCUUUUCUAGCGCUGUACCUGUACCUAAUCGGGCAGCCAGCCAGGUGAGCCGCUACCGUGAGUGGAACGUUUCUGGUUUGAUGUCCAGUGUCAGCGCAUCGCCCAACAAGGCUGCGAGGAGCGACGUGCUCCAGGGAGAUCCAGCGGCAGCAACCACUUUGCCGAUGAUCCGUCACAGAAAACGGAACACAGAGUACCUACGUACAGAUGACAGCAAUAGCAAGUAA
Cordyceps fumosorosea ARSEF 2679 is the source of this 3069-nucleotide messenger RNA. Its product is annotated as aminopeptidase. Bases 1 to 3069 code for a protein of 1022 amino acids. Gene Ontology annotation, biological process: proteolysis; peptide catabolic process. Lineage: Eukaryota; Fungi; Ascomycota; Sordariomycetes; Hypocreales; Cordycipitaceae. The transcript is spliced from 7 exons. Gene Ontology annotation, cellular component: cytoplasm. The record is from RefSeq and is a predicted model, not a curated record. Gene Ontology annotation, molecular function: metalloaminopeptidase activity; zinc ion binding; peptide binding.